Messenger RNA from Lethenteron reissneri (Far Eastern brook lamprey), 2889 nucleotides. RefSeq names its product protein spire homolog 2-like. The record is from RefSeq and is a predicted model, not a curated record. Lineage: Eukaryota; Metazoa; Chordata; Hyperoartia; Petromyzontiformes; Petromyzontidae. Gene Ontology annotation, biological process: polar body extrusion after meiotic divisions; actin filament polymerization; Golgi vesicle transport. Gene Ontology annotation, molecular function: microtubule binding; actin binding. Gene Ontology annotation, cellular component: cytoplasmic vesicle membrane; cell cortex.
CCGUCAGGUCGAGUUGUUAACUCCACGAGGUCGAUCCGGGUCCUGUAGCUCUCUCCACUGCUGGAUGAUGACGCCCAAUUCCGUGUCCCGUGUGGCUCUCAUCUCUCCUUUCAUCUCUCCUCUCAUCUCUCCUCUCAUCUCUCUAACGAAUUAAACUAAACAGGAGAUUUUUUUAUUAUUUUUGUUUAAUUUACCUCAGCGGUGAUACACACACGCAACAAAAAAAAGUAGUUUUUUUCGACCAAUAAUUUUACAAUUCUAUAGAAGUUCAAACUUUUUUCUUUAAACAAACAAACUAAAAUAAUGCCGACAUGUGCGAGACGCCGGGCGGAUUAGCGACGAGGGGAGAAGAACUCCAACUCUCCGAAGCGUUCGUUCUCCUACAGAGGCCUGCCACCGAGGAUGAAGCCUACGCUCUUGCCUACUUCGCCUGCCGCUCGCUGGCGAGGGGAAGCCGGCCAACGCCGCCGCCGGCCGGGGGGUCACCCCCGGUCUCCUCGGAGUCGGGCAGCAGCGGCGGCGGCGAUGAUGUCCGCUUCGUUCUUCAAGCCCGGGGCGGGCUCCGUGUGGAGUGCGGAGAUGGGUCGGCCUGGAUCGACUUUGGAACGGAGCGAGCGUUGCGGCGCGUGGGAGUUGCGAUCUACCGCCACCUGGAUUGGGGCGUUCGCGACGAUGAGGAGAGGGAGCUCAGCCCGGCCCUUGAGCGUCUCAUCGAGGGCAUGACCUGCGGGGCGAGCGGAUACGGACACCCCUCACACGCCAGCGACGGUGCGGGAGUUCGCGGGUCGCUCCAUUCGAGCGGCGAGGGUGGCGGCGGUGCAAAGACCAUGAUGCACACUGGAGCGGCCCAUUCGUUGCCUGCAAAUGGGGGUGCGGAAGAGAAACUCCCUGCAAAGGGACAUGGAACAGCCCGUCACCACGUGCCGAGAGAUGGCAGCACUUACACCAGCAGCCAAGUCGUGGCGGUGUGCGUGGCUCGCGUGCGGAGUCCGGAUAACCCCGAGGGUCACUACUCGUCUGUGCUGCACUCUCUCUACCUGCACGCCAUGGACAAGCGCCGUGUUGCUACCGGCACGCAGAAUCUGCAGCGAUUGGGGGCGAGCGACACGGUCGACAUCGCGUGCCGGGGACCAGGUGGCGUCUGGCAGCAAAAUACACGGGACCGAGCGUGGGCGAGCGUCAUGGAGGAGCUCGGUGACGGUGUCCACCUGAGGAAGGUCGAGGUGGGGGGGAGGGUCACGGCCGGCCCAGCGGCCUUCAGGCUGACGCCCUUCGAGAUGCUGCUACGAGACAUCGCCCUGCGCAGGUUCAGCCUCAAGCCCACCCCGGUGCCUCAACGGGGCCGUGGGUCAGGGGUCAGCGCUCACGAGCAGGCCCUGGACUACAUCAGGUCGCGACCCGCACUCAAACCGGCUUGGCAGAGGCGCCUCUCGGCCUCCCGCCCUCGUGAGCCGAGCCCCAGGGAGAAGCUCCUGGCGGACAUCAUCCAGGGCACCAGCCUGAGGCCUCCAUCAGCGUCCAUCACAUCACCCCCAUCACCCCCAUCGCCCCCAUCACCCCCAUCACCCCCAUCACCUGCCCCAUCGCCCCCAUCACCCCCAUCGCCUGCCCCAUCACCCGCAUCGCCUGCCCCAUCGUCUCUGCCAUCGCCCCCAUCACCACCAUCGCCUCUCCCAUCGCCUGUCCCAUCACCCCCAUCGCCUGCCCCAUCACCCCCAUCGCCUGCCCCAUCACCCACAUCGCCUGCCCCAUCACCCCCAUCGCCUGUCCCAUCACCCCCAUCGCCUGUCCCAUCACCCCCAUCGCCUGCCCCAUCACCCCCAUCACCCCCAUCGCCCCCAUCACCUGCCCCAUCGCCCCCAUCGCCUGCCCCAUCACACCCAUCAUCACCCCCAUCGCCUGCCCCAUCACCCCCAUCAACUGCCCCAUCGCCCCCAUCACCCCCAUCAACUGCCCCAUCACGCUCAUCGUCUCUACCAUCACCCCCAUCGCCUGCCCCAUCACCCCCAUCACCACCAUCGCCUGCCUCAUCACCCCCAUCGCCUGCCCCAUCACCUGCCCCAUCACUCCCAUCGCCUCUCCCAUCACCCCCAUCACCCACAUCGCUUGCCCCAUCACCUGCCCCAUCACUCCCAUCGCCUCUCCCAUCACCCCCAUCACCCACAUCAUCUGCCCCAUCACCCACAUCGCCUGCCCCAUCGCCCACGGCGUCUGUCCCAUCACCCCCAUCGCCUGCCCCAUCACCCCCAUCACCCCCAUCACCCCCAUCGCCUGCCCCAUCACCCCCAUCACCCCCAUCACCCCCAUCGCCUGCCCCAUCGCCCACGACGUCUGUCCGGGAGACGAGACGUCCAUCGAUGGGACGUUCGCGCAGCAGCACCGAACCCAAGCGGGAGUUCCCCCACUCGCUGGAGACGCUGGCGCUCACCCUGGAGGACGUCUCCUGCGUCCGCAAGGUCCUCUCCUGCGCCGAACUCGACCGGCACUGCAGGGACCGCGGACGAUUCGCCCUCCUGGACAACGGCAAGCUUUGCUUCAGCUGCCAGCAGACAAAGUUCUCCCUCUUCUCGCGUCCACGCACCUGCCGCCUGUGCUGCAGGUGUGUGUGCUCACAGUGCUGUACUAAGGUUCAACUCCCCGACAAGAAGCUGUCCCAUGUGCCCGUGUACGUCUUGGGCUGGUCCACCAACCCCAAGGAUCCCGCCCCCCCUCACUCCCGCAAUGGACUCUCCCUCGGCGGCCUGGGCCCUCUGUGGGCCGGUGCGUCUGCCUGGGUGUGGGCCUCUCUGUGCCGUGACUGCUCCCAGCUGCUCGACACGGUCGUGACCAGGAGCCACAGCUCCGCAAGGCUGCUGCACUGAACCUGAGAGGCUGGGUUCAACUCCACGG